This is a messenger RNA of Candidula unifasciata, 807 nucleotides long. NCBI's taxonomy places the organism in Eukaryota, Metazoa, Mollusca, Gastropoda, Stylommatophora, Geomitridae. The record is from the annotation of a GenBank genome assembly.
AUGGAUCCGUACGGUAAUUUCGAAAGCAUGGAUUUUAGUUCUACUUGUGAAAACAAAGCCAAGCAGGCAGGUAUUGAUGCGCUGAAUGAAGAAACGUACUGCGCCGAUCAGCUGAACGUCUCCGGCAACAGUUGUGACUGCGCCGGCUACUUCGAGAUGCCCGACUGUGUCAUGGAUGUUUAUCUGCAGGCACUUGACGGAGGGGAUGAGAGUAAUGCUGCCCUUAGGAACAUAAGCAACGUCUACGGGCCGAAAGAUGACCAAGAAGUAAACACAAACUGCAAUCACAAUGUUAACCACGAACCGUACGCCAACGAAGGUUGUGGGUGCACCGGCAGUUAUAACGGGGGAGCUGGUGGCGGCACUGCAGUGUGUAGCUACGACCCCUGUGGUCCUUACGAACACGGAUUCAAAGACAAGAAACGCGAUGCUAUCUGCUGUAGUUGCAACGAAGAUGAUACUUACCAGAAAGGUCUCGUCAACAAGAAACCCACUUGCACUGACGAAUAUAGUUAUGUGUCAUCGCUGCAAGGUCCACCAUCUCCGUCAGGUAACGGUUUUGGCGCGCCUUCCUUCUCCUUCGAUGAUACUUACCAACAGCCUCUAGCCAACAAAAAACCGGAUUUUCCGGACAAAUAUAUACCAGUGAUUCCCCAGGCAGAUCCAUACUGCAGCGUCAACGACAGCUCUUGUUGCGGCGCUGGCAACGGAAGCACUAGAUAUGCCUUGCAACGUUCCAACAUGGCAAGUCCAGACAGGUCAACAUUCUAUGCUGACGACUCGUGCGAUUGCCACAGACCUUGUUGA